GAGAGGGGGGGGGGGUGAGACCAGAGAGAGACAGUGGUCUUGACUGUAACGAAAUUCACUAAAAAAGGAACGGGGAGAGAGAGAGAGAGAGAGAGGCAGUGGUCUUGACCGUAACGAAAUUCACAGAGUAUACAACUGGAUUGAAAAGUUCGAGCCGACUAUCAGAAACAGAAAUAGUGUGGUGGUGAAAUCACAACGCGAGCAUAUACAGGAGCCGCGAAGCUCAGGAAAAAAAAAAAGAAGAAAGAAGAAAGAAGCAGUGAAAACACUGGGAGCAAGAGAAGAAGACAAGGACCAUGGUGACUCUGUGGUUAUGGCUAUUUUCAUUCUUCUUCCUUCUAGGUCUGCUAUGCACCCUCGCUUUCCAGCUUAUGUGCUUGGUGGACCUUGAGUAUGACUAUAUCAAUCCAUAUGAUUCAGCAUCUCGGAUAAACAGGGUUGUUUUGCCUGAGUUUAUAGCUCAGGGGGUCUUGUGCUUCUUCUUUUUUCUUACUGGAAAUUGGCUUACGUUUGUGUUCUCUCUCCCAUACCUAUGUUACAACGUGAGAUUGUACAUGGAGCAGCGGCACUUGGUUGACGUAACUGAGAUCUAUAACCAACUGAGAUGGGAGAAAAAGCAGCGGUUUUUAAAGAUUGGCUAUGUUAUUCUCCUAUUCUUCCUUUCUCUAUUCUGGUUGCUUUCAAGUAUUUCAGUGGAAGACGAAUAAUCAAGGAGUGCUGCUCCUGACAGGCUGGCUGAUGUAUCAAUAAUUGAUCACCCAUUGGCAACUGCCAGACAUCUUGACGGAGGGCCUGAGACAGAUUUUUGGGGAUCAUUCUCGGGAUUAAAGUAGAUUUGACCAGGAUUUAGACACCUCAUUGGUGGUUGUAAUAUUUUGUUGGAAGCGUCAUUGAUGCACCAUUUUUUCCAUGCAAGCACUCUUCCUUUCUUCAGUUUUCCAUCUAAUGGCUUGGCCUUUUACUUAUUCUUUAGAAACGACACUAAUAGGUGCAAAGAAUCAAAAGCUAUAGCUGUAAUUUGCAUAUGUCACUGCCGCAUUGUGCUUUUCCAGUUCCUGUCUGUUAUAUUUUCA
Molecule: messenger RNA, 1073 nt
Organism: Juglans regia (Persian walnut)
Lineage: Eukaryota; Viridiplantae; Streptophyta; Magnoliopsida; Fagales; Juglandaceae
Product: protein cornichon homolog 4-like
Exons: 5
Coding region: 297-707 (136 amino acids)
Biological process (GO): vesicle-mediated transport
Source: RefSeq, a predicted model, not a curated record